CUAAGACGGGAACAGAAUAGGCCGAGAAACCACCGCCGAACGUGAGACGGAUGUAUUAUACUGGAACGAACGUUGAAAACGCGCUUCUUCGUUUUCCCAAUCUUUAAUAAAACGAUGCACGACUCGGUUUUCGGUCGAUUUCGUUUUCGUUUCGUUCGUUUUUUUUCUUUUAUCAUUCUGUUUUUACGCGAGCUGAUAAUCGGAUAGGAAAAUAAGGGAAAAGCGGUUUUUCCAUCGAUUGAUAGUCGGAAAAUAUGUCGGAAUUUCGGCACGCGGGGAAUUCUAUACGGAUUUCAAUAAUAUAAUACACUGUAAACUAGACUGGCGUUUAUUGGUUUGAUCCAUCCGAUUGAAACGUAAACUAAUCCUGGCGCGAACAAAAAUACGAUGGGGGUGGGGGAGUGGAAGGGGGAGGGGGAGGGUGGAGGGGUUGUCAAUUUUCGAGGACAUAUAUUCGUGGACGAAAUACGCGCGCAAUUUCUGACCGCUGCAAUCGUGCAGCGGUUCCAUUGUUUCAGAUGGUAAAAUGAGAUAAAUCAUAUUCUUUCACACCCUACAUGGGGAAUCCAUGAAACGAGGUAGAUUUAUCAGAGGUGAAAUUUCAACGUUUCAAACACGCGCAAAGACUGACUCUUGCUCAAUUAAAUGAUAAAGGACCCGUGUAUAUAAAAAGUCCAUAUAUUUUUUUAUAUAUUCGUAUCAUUAAAAUUUAGACUCGACGAGUAAGAGAAAUUAAUGAAAAGAAUUUCUUAAGUAAGAAUUUCGUAAGUCGAAAUUGUAAUAUUAAUUACGUGAUAACGCGUAUUUCGCGUCAAUAUCGUGAAUUGAGAAAACUUUGUUUUUUCGAUUUAACAUUUAUAAUUAAAUUAACGACGAAUAAAUAGUUCAUUAUCUAGUAGUUCAUAUCUAAAAAUUUCAAUUUUAGUUACGUAACGCAAUAAAUAUUAAACGUAGCAUUUUUUGUACGAUACGGAUUGAAAAAAAAGAAGAAAAAGAAGAAAAAAUAAAGCGAGAGGGAAAUAUAUUCGUUUCCUCGAAAUUCAGAGAUACGAAAUUUCUAGAAAUUCGUAUGUUUGAACUGCGUAAAACGUUUUUCGAUUCACGAACGAAAUAUUUCUUAAGAUGUAAUUUAAAAGCAACGUCCUAUGGGAUAGUCUUUUAUAAAACUUUGCAAUGUAAAUUUUUUAGGAAUAAACCAGUCAUGUUCUGCACUUGAAAAACUUGGAAUUUAAGAAAGAAGAAAACAAAGAGAGAGAGAGAGAGAGAGAGAGAAAAAAAAGAAAAAAAAAGAAGAAAGAGGAAAAUUUAUAAGUAGAGAUUUGAAUAAAAGAGGCGAACCAAGUGCAACAUUAGAAUUUUCACGGUAUUAUUUAUGCAAUAUUUCUUCGGUAACAUUCUUUCCGUAUGCAAACACAAAACAUCGUAACUUCUUAGACGGUACACUCCGGUGGACAAAUAUUGCAACAGCGAUAUAUCAAGAUUAAUUUUUAAUCUGCCGCGAUGAGCGGUGGGAAAAGGAUUCAUAAUUUAUCAUGCGCGUACAGCAGGCUGAUACAUCGAGUUACGCAUAGAUUAAGAUAAAAAGCGUAGAAAAAAAAAAAAAAAAUUAGAAAAAUAUUAUUUUAAAAACGAAAAAAAAAAAAAAAAAAGAAAGAAAGAAAGAAAGAAAAAUGUUACAAAACUAACGAACCGUUAUCGUUCAUUUCAUGUCGCUUUAAGCAGCGUGCACGUUUAAAACUAGCUUAAAAAGAGAUUCGAGCAUAAAUCGAUGCGUUUACACUCGAUCGUUUCUGUCUCGAACGACAAGGGAUAACGGAAAGCAAAUAAUACUCUUGUCUACUCUUUUUUCCCGUUUCUCGAAUGCCUAUUCUAUACUCGAUAUGACGCAUCGAUCGACGUAUGUGAUCCAUCGAUCGCGCGAAAUAUCGCUCGAGAGGGAGGAAAAUUCGUUCGUAAUGCACGUAAAAGUACAUAAGUCACGAUUUUCAUCUGUACAGACAAUAAUCGUGAAACGUAUAAUAGAACGUUCGACAUGGGUCUUGGGUAAAGUUUCCCCUCGUUUCAAGAUCACGGAUUUUAACCGUGCUCUUUCUCCUCCUAAGCUACAUCGCCGCAUUGUCGCCGAGGAAACAUAUGGUCGAGCGCAGCAGCGUGCGUCUUUUAUCGGGACGGCGUAUUUUAUGCGAACUUUCUUACCACUGCAUUAAACUUUAUUGCACCGUCGCGAAUCUCUGUUGCUUUUUUAUAUUCGAGCUUGAAUUGUGCACAUAUCUUUCACGAACUAUCGUAAAAUUCAAUCCGAACGAUGGGGCCAAACAUCGCAUUAAUAUUAAAAUUAGAAUUAGAAUCACGAUUAAUAUUAAACUUUGAAUUGAUUCGAGUAUAAAAGAAAAAAAAAAAGAAAAAAAGAUCGCUCGAAUAUUAUUAUUCCAUCGAUUAUUCGUGAUGAGAGAAGAAAUAUGAUGAAUAUGGAUAAAAAAACGCGAUACGUUAUUACGAUCGCGUCGCGUAAUUUUUGGUGCGCGCGCAGUUAUCGCGCGCGCAUGCGCGGUGCGAAAAAAUCGCGCCAGCCGCGUGGCACCGCUGCACUUCCGGUCUAUAUCGCGCGAAGAUCGUCCCUGAAGAUUUGCCAGCUUCGCACAAGACAGAGAAAUGUUUUAUUUCGCGAUGCUACGUCAACUGUAGGGCAAGAAACAGGCGACGUAUCGAACCAUACAAUACGUCGCGAUGUAAUAUACUCCUGCUUCCACUUGUUUUCCUCGUGGAACAAUCAAGGCCAUCGCGAGAUAAUUAUGCAGAUAACAGUGAUGCUCGCCGGUAUUCCACCUGUAGGAGGAUCUACAGGGUCGGGAUUGGAGAUAGACAAGAUGGACCAACAGUAUUGCCUACGGUGGAACAACCAUCCAGCCAACCUCACAGACGUUCUCAGCUCCUUACUUGCCAGAGAGGCACUCUGCGACGUAACCCUGGCGUGUGUUGGAGAGACUUUCAAGGCACACCAGACGAUACUCUCUGCAUGCAGUCCAUAUUUUGAGAGCAUUUUCCUUCAGAAUACCCAUCCCCAUCCAAUUAUAUUCCUGAAGGAUGUCAAUGAAACGGAAAUGAAGGCAUUGCUGCACUUUAUGUAUAAGGGGGAAGUUAACGUUAGUCAGCAUCUGUUACCGAUGUUCCUUAAAACAGCUGAGGCAUUACAGAUUAGAGGCCUCACUGAUAAUAGUGUAAAUAACAAGACAGAAGAGAAAAGUCCAUCGCCAGAACCAGAAACGCAAACUGGUAUUAGGCAUACUGAAUCGCCUAACCUUCAGCCUCCUCCUGAAAAGAGGAAACGAAAGGCUUCGGGCAGCUAUGAUGUUUCCCUUAGUGGUCCACCCAGUGAACGGUUCAUGUCAGAUUCUCAGACAUCGUCACAAUGUAGUUACAAAUCAAGCCCUCCUGUGAUUCCAAAGUCAAAUAAUGCCAUGGGAGCUGAUUUGGAAGAUGGUAGUCGACCUAUGUCUCCUGCAUCACAGCCACAACCUUCGAUCAAGCAAGAGUUAGAUCAUCACUUACCAGACUUCCAUGACAACAUUUCCCUCCCAACUAGUGUGGAGUGGGAAGUUCAGAGAGAUGGGAAGAGUGACGAAACUAUGGAUGUACAGAACAUGACCCAAAAUCAACAAGAUUCUGCUGUGAUACAAGUUUCUUGUGAAAGCACUAUCAUGGCUGGAGGUUCUAUGUCUAUCAAUAUGUCAGGGACUACAUCUGAAUGUUAUGAUAAUUCUUACAAAUCUUCGCAAAAUCAAUCUACAUCUUUAAAGUGUAAUUCACAGAAAAAUAGUAAUGCAGAAUUCAGUUCCAUUCUUGAUUCAUUUCCAGAAAGUAAUGCAAGUGCUAAAAAAUUUCAUGAUAAUAAUGAGAUACAUAGAUCAAUAAUUGUAAAUCCACAGCCAAGCAUGUCAGUAAUUCAAUCAACUUUAUGUAAUAUUUCACAACGUUCUAUUCCUCAAAGUAGAAAAACUGGUAAAUUUAAAGUUGGAUGGUUAGAUAUGUAUUCUUGGCUUCAAUAUGAUGAGAGAUCAAACCUUAUGUUUUGUAAAUAUUGUAGAAAAUGGAGUGAUUCAAUGCCUGAAAUACGUACUUCAUUUGCUGCUGGAAAUGGUAAUUUUAGACUUGAAAUUGUGAAUCAUCAUGAUAAGUGCAAGGCUCAUAAUUUGUGUGUUGCAAAAGAAAGUGAAGCAAGAGGAAAUUAUACUUACAUCAUGGAAACAUAUUGAUUUUUUAUUAUGAAUGCAUUUUAAUAAUAUUGAUUUGUGAUUUAUUUUGCUCAAUUAAGAUUCAGAUUAAUUUUUACCAUAAAAAAAUGGUUUGUCAUGCAAGACAAAAUUACUUCGUAAACAUUCUUUUUUUCUUACUUUUUAUUAUUAUAAAAUCAUAUCUGCAUGUAUAUGCAUAAUUAUUUGAGACUGU
Molecule: messenger RNA, 4446 nt
Organism: Apis laboriosa (Himalayan honeybee)
Lineage: Eukaryota; Metazoa; Arthropoda; Insecta; Hymenoptera; Apidae
Product: zinc finger and BTB domain-containing protein 34-like
Biological process (GO): regulation of transcription by RNA polymerase II
Cellular component (GO): nucleus
Molecular function (GO): protein binding
Source: RefSeq, a predicted model, not a curated record